Molecule: messenger RNA, 4589 nt
Organism: Spea bombifrons (plains spadefoot toad)
Lineage: Eukaryota; Metazoa; Chordata; Amphibia; Anura; Pelobatidae
Gene: ZNF335
Product: zinc finger protein 335
Exons: 28
Coding region: 1-4395 (1464 amino acids)
Biological process (GO): regulation of gene expression; positive regulation of neurogenesis; brain development
Cellular component (GO): nucleus
Molecular function (GO): RNA polymerase II cis-regulatory region sequence-specific DNA binding
Source: RefSeq, a predicted model, not a curated record
AUGACCAUUCGAGUCACAUGGUGUAAACGUCACUUGUCCAUCAGCCGGAUAGAAUUAGUCGCCACCGUGAUCUAUUGGUGCCCGCGGAAGUGCCGGAACGGAGUAUUAUACGGUUCCAGUUUACAAGAUAACGCCGCUGACAGUACAGAAACGAAGGCAAGAGAGAAUUCGAGUCCUGUGAAAAUGAAUGUUCAGGGACAGGUUGUGGAAGAGACUGUCUUUGAGAAAGUUGAAGAAGAGACAAUUGAAUCAAUAUAUGUUGAUGUUCCACAUAAUGCACACGUUAACACACCAGAGGAUGCUGUGAGAACGUUGGGGACCCAGGAUCUGAGCAUGGACCAGAACCUGGAUAAAAUUUGUGAACCUUGCAUUAAGCCGGGCACUAAUGACAUGGAUGCCGAAGAGACUGAUAUGAGACAAAAUACUAAUACAGAGCAUCUACUCAUAAAUCUGAGCCCAGAUGACCAAAACACACAACAUGUUGUCGUAACACAACACCAAGACAACAUAGGUGUGCAGGCUCUUAAUAUAAUUCAGUAUCCAAUCGUUAUGGACACCCAGCAGCCCACUGUGGACCAGAGACAAGAGACAUUAGAUUCCCAAGAGUACAGCACCGAGCAAAGUUCUAAUAGCGUAGGCACACAAGAUUCUGGCAUUGAAUUGAUCCCAGAAAAUACCACACAAAAUCACAGGUCAGAGAACAAGGGUAACCAGGAACAAUAUACAAUACUAAAUGCAGCUAGCAUAGACCCACAUGAGGUGGUGAUCAUACAAGGCCAUGUUAGCCAAAGUACACAGCAUCAGGCUUUGUGUCAAAGACCAGAUACCAAUAACCACAAUGUGGCUCCGAGCCAAAGUGCAGACAGCAUAGAACAGAGCUCUUACAUGGAAACCAAAGCUACUUCCUCCACAAAAAGUCUGGAUAACUUGGACCCACAGGAUUCUGGGAUUCCAGAAAGCCUAGAGAACAUGGAAACACAGGACAUAGAGCAGAAUCUGAGCAGAGCACAAGUGGUGUGCACAAUGCAGAGCCUCGAUCCUAAUAGCUCCAUUGAGAACCAAGAUAACAAGAUCACUGAGGUGACUGAUGUUUCAGUGCCCAACGAAAACACAGAGCAAAUGACACACACACAGGUAGAUUCAUGUACAUCUGUCUCAUGUUCUGUGCCAGGAGUGUGUUCCAUGUGUCAUUCACUUUUCACUCAGACUUCACAACCUGUCCUGCUUCACUCGGAUGCCACAGGACCAGCCUAUACCACCAGUUCAUCUGUAGACAGGAUUAUACACAGCUCUAUCAACCCUCAACUGAUCCAGGGCUGCAUAUUGACAAGUGCUGAGGGCAGGAACCCUGGAAUUACUCAGUACCUGAUCCUACAGGAGCCAGAGGAUGCUGGCCCAAGCUACCCACUUGCUCUGAGUCCAGUAGCUGUAGGGGAGAUGUCUCUGUCACAUGACUCUUCCUGUGGCCCCGAAGCAGUGUCUGACAUGGAUGCUUUGGAAGGAAUGAUGGAGGUCGUUGUGGUGCAGCAAUACAAGUGCAAGAUGUGCCAGUACAAAAGUGCCUCCAAAACGACACUACUACGCCAUGUCAGAGAGCGCCACGUCCAGACAGACUCAAAGGAUGAGCAAAAGGGUAAUGUGUGCAAGGUGACACGAUCACGGGAAGAGGACGAGGAGGAGGAAGAUGAUAUUGUAGAUGCCGGUGCAAUAGAUGACCCAGAUGAUGACAGUGACUAUAGUCCAGGUGAAGAAGCAAAUCAUGAUCAUAACUUGGAACUUGCUGAUGGGACCCUCGCUAAAGAAAGACCUCGCAGGCGACCUGGUCGCCCACGCAAGAUUCAGCGUAUCCAAGGCCCAGAAAUAGGCGCUGAUUUACUGCCUGUCAGUGACAGUAAAGUUGAGGAUCUCAUUAGUCCAUCUGUCACUGAGAGCAAGGAUUCCUCUUGUAAUAGCCAUGAGGAGCAGAAACCUCUAAAUAAAACCCGUGGGCGACCUCCUAAACAUUUCCGUGGGAAGAAAUACCGCAGAUACAAAAGCCGCAGGUAUUAUAAAUCACCGAAUAAGCAGUUGCUCCGGCCCUUCCUCUGUCGCGUGUGUGGCUCCCGGUUUCUUACACACGAAGAUUUUACCUUCCACGUCGGCUCUCACGAUGGCAACGAUCCUCAGACCUUCCGAUGCCAGCAGUGUAAUUACCGGUGUCGGAGAUGGUCCUCACUCAAGGAACAUAUGUAUAACCACAAAGGAAACAAGCCACACAAGUGUGAUCAGUGUGAUUAUACAAGUGUGUACAAGAAGGAUGUGAUAAGACAUUCAGCUGUGCACAAGCAGGAACGAAAGACAACCAACGACCUGGUAACGAAACCUACCUCCUACCCCUGUCCUGUGUGUAACCGUGUUUAUAACAUGCAGAAGAGAUUGACUCAGCAUUUGAAGACGCACAGUGCUGAGAAACCCCACAUGUGUGACAAGUGUGGAAAAGCUUUCAAAAAGCGGUAUACAUUCAAGAUGCACCUCCUUACUCACCUACAAAGUGUGGACAACAGCAGGUAUAAGUGUGAGUUUUGCGAGUAUAUCUGUGAAGAUCGGAAACGGCUUCUGAAUCACCAACUUACCCACAUGAAUGAUAAGCCGUUCAAAUGCAGUCAAUGCAAAUAUCACACCUACCGACAGGACUUUUUGUUGUCCCAUGAAGCCACCAAGCACUCAGGUGGAAAGCCAUUUGCCUGCGACUAUUGUCACUUCACUACCAAGCACAAGAAGAACCUGCGCCUCCAUGUGCAGUGUCGACAUGCACAUCUAUUGCAAGAAUGGGUCCAACGCAACCCUGAGGAAACCCCCUGCCGGCGCCGGCCAUUCUUCUCCCUGCAGCAAAUUGAGGAGCUAAAGCAGCAGCACGUUCAGCCUGAGAACCCUGAUGCUUCAGCACCUGCAAUCCAGGAAGUCCAGCCCACCACGAUGACACUGAGUGGUGUAAUGGCUCCGAAUCCCCAUACGGAGCUUACCUAUCACAUGCUGCAACAGGGACCUCAACCAGGGAACGCGCAGCCACAGAACACACUGGAAACUGCUGCAAUUAUAUAUGAGCAAGGUGAAGAAGAAGACCUCACAACCCGCGCAGCUCUUGACCUGCUUUUAAAUAUGAGCGCACAGAGGGAUGGACAGGGCGGCCCCCUACAGGUGGCUGUGGUAAAAUCAGGCUCCUGUGGUGAGGGUCAAGGGUCAGAGGUCAGUGCUCAGGAACCACAUAUGGCUCAAGUCCUGACCUUGCAUAUGGAUGAAAGAGAAGUGACAGAGGUCCAAGAGACCGGAUACGAGGAAACCGAUGUGCAGCAGAUCACUAUUAACACCGCAUUCACAACAGCUGAGUACAGUCUAAUAAACACAGACAACAUCCAGACAUCACUUUGCAGUGAUGCUGAAAUCCCUCCAGAGUCACCUCAACAUAUACUGGACGAUCGAGUGAAGGACAAAAAUACACUUCAGGUUCUUCAUAAACCGCAGCAAUCCCAGGUUGCAGCAGAUCAUUCUCCGCCACCUCCUGUGGCUAAGAAGUUUUCUUGUAAGAUUUGUGGUUCUUCCUUCUGGGGUCGGGCAGAAAUGGAGAGUCACAAGAGAGCACACGUGGAGGGAGGGAGUGGAUUCAAGUGCCACGACUGUACCUUUGUUGCAGCAUCUUGGCCUGAAAUUCGGGAUCACAUGUCUCUGCACUCUGACCUCCGUCCUCACCGCUGCAAUCAGUGCAGCUUUGCAUCUAGGAAUAAAAAGGAUCUUAGCAGACACGCCAUGACACACACCAACCAUAGACCUCACUCCUGCCACUUGUGUGGACAAAGGUUUAAUAGGAAAGGUCACCUGAAGUUCCACAUUCAGCGUCUGCAUGGCGGAGUGAGCGCACAGCAGCCUGAAAAUGAAGAACUUACAACUGCCCCGUCUUUGGAAGAGGAGCACAUAUUUCUUACUCAGGAAGAAACUGUAACCAACCAGGAGAAUACUGCAUACAUUCAGGAGAUCACAACAGCCGAUGGGCAGACCCUCCAGCAGCUUGUUACAGCAGAUAACCAGGUGCAAUACAUCAUCUCCCAAGAAGGUGUGCCUCACCUUAUUCCACAGGAGUAUGUCGUCCUGCCAGAGGGACACCAUAUUCAGGUUCAGGAUGGGCAAAUUACCCACAUUCAGUAUGAGCCAGGAGCCCAAUUCCUUCAAGAUCCACAGAUUCACUUUGUCCCCAUGUCACCUACUCAGCAGCUCCUCACACAGGAACAGCUUCAAGCUGCUGCACACUCCGCUGUCACAGCUGUGGCAGAUGCAGCAGCGACGCAGACAGUGUACACAGCAGAGAGAGAGGACACUCUACAGCAGGAGAUAGAGUAUGAUGUGAUCACUUUGACCGACUGAGGUGAUCUUCCAAUACAGAGUCUUUCGCCAUCGAUGUUCUCAUUUGCCUAUGAUGUCAUCACCCUUUCCUGCCUUACAGUGCUUUUUGCAAGAAACGUUGACAUGAAGACAGACUGUGACAGAACACAUUAUGCUAAAGAUAAUGCAAGCAGACUGGAUACAUUUUGGUACUCUAUAAAUUAUAUAACUUAUUU